AUGGUUGAAGUUUAUUCUGGAAGAGAAAGUUAUAGUGAUGCUGGUAUAACGAAAGGUGUUGAACUUCAUACAGUAGAAGGAUUUGAUAUUAAACAACAUGAUGGAAUGUUAAUGCAACGAUUAAAUCUGGAUGAUGGAAUUUCAAGUACUCCAAGUAGUUAUAGUUCAACAGAUGAAAAUAAAAAUUCAAUUUUAAAAAAUGUAGCUGGUGCUGUAUUGAUAAAUGCUAGUACUGUUAAUGCUUUUUCAAAUAAUGUAAACAUUGCCACAACAGGUCAUAAUCUUGGAAGAAUAUUAGCAUGGGGUUGUACAAUAGUAUAUUGUAGUUCAAGAUGUCCACAAUUAUAUAAGAAUUAUAAAAGAAAAUCAGUUGAUGGUAUAUCACCAUUAUUAUUUGGUUCAGCACUUUUAGGUAAUUUAACUUAUACUUUAUCCAUCUUAACAAGUUGUUCAUUUGUAUUACUGGAAAAUAGAUCAAGUUUUUUAUUGGAAGAAUUACCAUAUAUCUUAGGUAGUUCUGGUACAAUUAUUUUUGAUGCAGCAUAUUUUUAUCAAAAACAUUUAUAUAAAGAUAGUGGAAUUAAUACUUCUACAACUAUUCCAGAACCUUCAAUUAAACCACAUACUUUCACUCCAUCAAUACGGCAUGACCCAUUCAAUUCGACUAUUAAUCCAUUAAAUUUACCAUUAAAUACAAAACCUCAUCCAUUAUCACAAAUGAAGUUGGAAACUAUAAGUAACUUAAGUAGAAAAGAACUAAUCCAUUUGAAUCAAAUAAGUUAUGGAGAUGUUGCUGAAAAAGCAGAAUUAUGUUUUAAAUUAUCAAAUCUUUUCACAACUUUACCUGAUUCAAAACAAAUUUCUUGGAUAUAUAAUUCUAUAAAAGAUGAAGAAAUGAAAAAUGUUUUAUCUAAAAAUAUAUAUGAGAAGUCAUGUGCUUUGAAUUUUCUUAUUGAUCCAACUAACCAUAUAACACACUCGGAGUUUAUUAAAAGUAUCAUAUCAAUUUUGAAUGAUGAAAAAUCUGAAAAAUCUGCUCGACUAUUGUCGUUAUUUUCAAAUAUUGCCAACACUGAAAUGAUCAAUAGUAAACCUAUUCUACUAAAUACAUCAAUUUUCAAAAAUUUACUCAGCAUUAUUGAAGAGAAAUAUCAUUCAUCCUUAUUUUCAUACAUGAUUCAUAUUAAUUUUCGUCCUAAGUCCUCGAAAAUGUUUACCAAAUUUAAAAACCAACUACUCAAAGGUUCAGAAAUAUCAAAAUUUGUAGCUCUUACUGGUUAUAUAAAUCCAAAAUGGUUAGAUUUAAAUAAAACAGAAUUUAAUCCAAUUCAUUCACAAAGAAUUAUCGAUUCAUUCACAAUGAGAGAAUUAAAACAAUCAACUGAUUAUUUUAUUUCAACAAAUGAACCAGCAAAAUCAUCAUUAUUUUUAAAUUUCAUGAUACUAAAAUUAGAAAAAAUAAGUAAUUUAAAACCAGUUGUUGAAGAAAUUCAAUUAAUUCUUAAAACUAUAAUUAAAUUAGUUAUGAAAUUUAAAGAUACAUUUAAUGGAAUUGAAAUUUUAAAACAUAUGUUAAAAGAAAAUAUAAAAAUUGAAUUUGAUUUAUAUUUAUCUAUUUUUCGUCAUUUAAGAAGUAAUAAUCAAUAUGAUGAAUUUAUUACAUUAUUAAAUGAAAUAGAAUUAAAUAAAUUAUCAAAAUUUGAAAAACAAUUAAUGGUUAAUGAAAUUAUAUUAUUAAUUAAAGCUAAAUUUCCAACAUCUCCAAAAGUUAUGUUUGGAUAUAUUGGUGCAUUAUUUAAAAAUGGACUUAAGAAAUUAAAUGAUUUAGGAAUUUUAAGUUUUACUUAUGAAUCCACUAUAGCUAGUACUAUUUCAUCAACUGAUGUUGUACAGAUAGCAAAUAUUGAUGCUGAUUUGAAAUGUAAUAAACUCAACUCUGAUAAUCUUGCUCAAGUUUAUGAUGUUUUAUUUAAUUCCAUACCUGAGAUUGAUGCUGCUACAAUUAUGCAAUAUUAUAAAAAAUUUAUACCUUGUGAGGAAUUUCAAUCGAGUGAUGCUAUUAUAACGAUCUUUUUAAAUCAUUUAUUAUAUGAUGAAUUUGGCGAUAAAAAAUACUUGACUCGAAUGUUAGUCAACUAUCAAUAUGCUAAACAAAUCUUCAAUGAUUAUAUGCAAAAAAAUUUGAAAAAGAUAGCAUCAAAAAAUUUGGAACUUUUAGUGGAAAUUGCUUUAAAAAAUUUUAAUGAUUUUGAAUUUGCAACUCAAGUAUUACAACAAAGUGAUACAGUAACAUCCAAACAAAUUUUUUUAUUUUUUGAAAAAUUUAAAAAAGAUGGUGAUGAAUUAAGAUCCAAAAUAUGGUUGGAUCAAUUAAAAUCAGUUGGAUUGGGAAAAACAAAUUCAUCAAGAAAAAUAUCAAAUGCUUUAGAUCUGAAAGAUGCUUAUAUCUAUAAAUGGAAUUUGACCAAAAAGAAAAGACAAGAUAAAUUAGCAAUAAUGAAGUUGAAUAAAGAUAACUUAAUGCUUAAUAAUGUAAACGAAAUAGGUGUAUAG
This is a messenger RNA of Lodderomyces pseudojiufengensis, 2553 nucleotides long. RefSeq lists its product as uncharacterized. The record is from RefSeq and is a predicted model, not a curated record. NCBI's taxonomy places the organism in Eukaryota, Fungi, Ascomycota, Pichiomycetes, Serinales, Debaryomycetaceae. The coding region runs from base 1 to 2553 and encodes 850 amino acids. The transcript is spliced from 2 exons.